AUGAAUGUCAACCAGUUGCACCCUCAGCCACCCCCGCAGCUUCAGCGAACAUCUACGGAGGCCUCCGAGAAAGAGGCAGACUUCCUCGCGCUCAGGUUGUUGAACAAACGUUCACGCCUCCGCCUCUCUCCUCAACCUCUUGACCUUGAUGUCCUCCCUGCCAAAGCUCGUCUUUUUGCUGUGGCAAACCGCGCAGGCUGGUGUGCUGCAGCUAUUCGCAAUUCGGACGGCUCCUAUGCCCUUGUUCUCUCUCCCUUGAACGACCUUCACCCCGUGUUCUCAUCCUCGACCUCUGAUGGCCUACUUUCCUUGCAGUCACGCGUAUCACUCCCUCUUCCUGCAAUUCCUCAUAUCGUCGUCUUCACUCAGGAUGAUGCCCGGCUACUCGUCGCCUUCGCCAGUGGGCCACUGAGUGUGUAUGACUCCCAGGCUAUCUUCCAGUCUUCCGCUGCAGCGCCACCUCUGCAUACGUUCCCCUUCUCGGGUCGCAAGCCGGUGCGGGACAUCUUCCCUAGCCCGGGAGACAUGCAAACCGUCGCUCUCGUUCGUGAAGCUGGAGAUGGGCUCCCUGUCGAAAUUAUUGACGUUCAAAAGUUGGUAUCCAUCGGCGGAUGGAAUGCAGGAGGCUCGCCCGCCACAAACCCUACCUCAGUGUCUUGGUCGCCCAAGGGGAAACAAAUAGCGAUAGGCCUCGAAAGUGGCGACAUCGUCACCUUCAGCCCUACAGACACCUCAACGGUCAAAAGUGUCGUCCCCAAACCGCAGAGCUUGGACGGACAGAGCAUCAUUUCGACUACAUGGCUCUCGAACACAGAGUUUCACGCGAUAUAUGCCCCGGUAGGCCAGAUGAGUCCGGACGUGGAGCAGAGCCAUUACGUCCUAUCGCUCGAGUCAAAGUCUAGCACGGCCGGGGACGUCAAGCUAGCAUGUCCCUACUUGCCUUUCCCAGGAGUGAGACCUCCCGGCUCUUUCGUGACCACUCUACGUAACUGGGAGCCAUCCAGGCUGCUCCUCUUUGUUGGCGACGGCACCUCUUCGGAUAUCGGUGUUCUGGGUAGUCUGACGGACUCGGGAGCAUCAACGCUGGGCUCAUGGUUCAACCUCACGCUCGAGGAGACCUCUACCCCUACGGUUCCCCUGGACUCGGACAUGAACGAGACUGUUCUCCUGGGCCUUGAACUGGACUUGACCAACGAUCAGCCUUACAAAUAUACCGGACCGUCAGGUGAAGACAUGGAUGUGCCACCCUCGCCCAUCAUGUAUCUCUACGCCAGUGACGGUACUCUGACAGGUUGGCACAUCAUCCAGACGCAGGGGGUCGCAUAUCCAGGGAUGAUGGCCACGCGCUCUGCUUCUGCUCCCUCCAUCUCCCCGGCUACUUCAACAGCUACCGGUUCUUCUGCUCACAGCGCUUUUGCCGCUCCAGCUCCUGCCUCCGCCCAACCGAGCGUGUUUGGUGGGGCAAACAAUGCUGGUGGUGGUUUUGGCGCUUUCUCCGGUGCACCAGCGAAGUUCGGAGGUCCUCCAAUCGGCUUCGGUGCCCAGACCUCCCCCACGCAUACGCUACAGGCUCCCCCAAUGUCUGCCCCUUCGGUGUCGGUUGAGAUGGCAUCAGCUACUGAAGACACCAUGGUUUCAGAGGCGGAUGGUGGUCUCGGAGGUAUGUCACUAGGCGGCGGUGGCGAGAGCUCUCAGCCGAGACCAGGCGCGGGUACUUCAUCCAUGUUCGGCUCCUUCGGCGCCCCACAGCAGCAGAGCGCCCCCUCGAGCUCACCGUUCGGCGGCAGCGGCCCAACUUCAAACUCGACGUUUGCUACCUUCGGUGCAGGGCCCGUCAAGCCUCCUACAGGCUUUGGUGCCUUUGGCGGCGGCAGUGGUUCUUCCUCCGGAUUUGGGUCCGGGAACUCGUUCGGCAGUGGAGGGAGCGGCGGAUUUGGCAGUGGUAGCGGUAGCGCGUUCGGAGGAGGGGCGUCCGCCUUCUCCUCUAAGCCAGCGGGCGAAAACGGCGCAUCGAACCCCGCACCUACCGAUUCCAAGCCUACAUCUGCGUUCGGCCAGACCAGCUUUGGCCAAUCUGGAUUCGGUCAAUCCGGCCUUGGCUCCAACCCAAGCACCUCAGCGUUCGGGCAGUCUGCCUUCGGACAAUCCGGCUUCGGCCAGCCCUCAGUUAGCAAACCUGCGUUUGGACAGUCUGCCUUCGGCAGCACAUCUUUCGGUGCCACCACCACUCCGGCCAAGCCCCCGCCCUCCUCCGCCUUCGGCAGCGGUAGCAGUGGAGGCGGAUUUGCAGCAUUCGCGGCAGCGCCCGCAUCCUUCGCCAGUGCAGCACAGCAAAAGACGCCCGACGCUAAGCCGGUGUGGGCUGCCAGCGGAUCCCAAGCAGCGGAGCAAAAACCGCAAGAGGCUCCCAGUUCCGAAGCUACAUUUGGCGAUGGGAACGCGUUUGGUGCGAAGCCAGCAGAGUCAACCACCAGCCCGUUCGGUUCUGCAAAGCCGACGGACUCAGCAAGCAGCGCAUUUGCCUCUACCCAGCCAGCUCAACCUACAAGCAGCGGCGCAUUCGGUGGUCUUGGUCAGGGCAGCGCUUUCGGGAAGUCGUCUUUCGGGCAAUCGUCGUUUGGCCAGAGCUCCUUCGGCCAGUCAUCGUUCGGCCAGCCGUCCACGGGACAGUCUGCGUUCGGACAGUCUGCAUUCGGACAAUCGGCUACUCCAGCCACGACCCCUAUAAAGCCAGCGACGACAACGCCAUCUGGUGGAGGAUUCGCCAGUUUCGCGACGGCGGGCCCGAGCGCGUUCAGCACUGCCGCCGCGCAGAAGUCGCCCUCCAACGAGGCAAAACCUGUAUGGGCGACCGCCGCCAGUGAGGACAAGCCUAAGGAAGCGCAAGAACAGCCCAAGUCAGUGUUUGGCACCUCUCCGAGUGCUGCAAGUGCAUUUGGAGGGUCGUCAUCCGCUGCCUCAUCCGCAUCCACGACCUCUACGACCCCGGCGAGCACCCCUGAGAAGACCGCGACUCCUGUGACGCCCGCCGCGACGCCGCCAGCGACCCCCGCACCCAAGCCCCCCACUAUCCCCACUACGAGCACCACCCCAGCUGCGCCCGCACCUGGUGGAGCAUUCGGCGGGCUGACUACGUCCACGAACGCUUUUUCCAAGUUACAGUCUGGCUUCGGCGCGUUCAGCAACAUUGCGUCAGGCUCGUCGGCGUUCUCGCAAAAGCCAGCGGCCACGCCUCAGCCAAGCGCGUUCUUCGGGCAGACCUCCUUCAGUGCUGCGAAACCGCCGGAGGACAAGGAUAGCUCAUCCACGCCAGCGUUCGGUGCGCCUUCGCCUCUCGGGUCAUACUUCGGGAAGUCCAGCUUUGGCUCGAGCCCAUCCCCUUUCGGAAAGCCUGCCGCUGUCCCGUCCACACCUACCCCGAGCACGAGCACGAAAACGAGUGCGUUCAGUGCGUUCAGCAACACCGCCAAUCCGUUCGCUGCGGCUGCAAGCGGUCCCAAGAAGAGCUUCGGCGACAUGCUACGAGAGAAAGAGGAGGGCGAGAAAGAGGAGCCUAGAGCCCAAGGCGUUAGCAAGACCGCAGAGGAGUGGAAGAAGCCUGUUUCCGUGUUUGCCUCUCUCAAACAGGCCGCCGCGGAGAAGAAGGGCGAAGAGGAAGACGAGGAGGAAGCGGCCAAUGUCUCGUUCCGCUCCCAAGAUGAUGACGACGACGAGUAUGCUGAGGAUGGUAGUGAUGGAGGCGACGAUGGCAUUGACGACUUCCUCAAAUCCGACGAAGAAGAAGAGGACGGCAGCGAAGAGGAAGAGGAGGAAGAGGAAUCAGCGGCAGACGGUGUGCAAUCUCAGACGCCUCCCGACUCCCCAACUGCGAAGCAGCCGCUGUCCCAGCAAAGCCAAUCCUCGUUCUUCGUUGGCGGGGUCUUCCUUUCUAAGGACGCUGCCAAGUCUAGGACAUCAAGCUCUCCCCCUCCUGUGCCUAUCGUGAAAGUCGAACCCGAAAGCCCGAAGGGAGUUCCGCCACGGCAUGAUGAUACGCCUCCUCCAGAUUCGCCCACGGAUCGUUCAUCCGCACUCACAGAAGGCAAGGGCAAGGGUGUUGUGCGAGAGACUAGUACUACACCUCCUGGCUCUCCUGCUCCCGCUCCUCCUGCGACGCGUGCUACGUCCGCACCUCCGCCAUCCUCUCCCGCUCCCGGUCCAGGCCUGCUCGGCGUUGGUCGCCCCUCCACCCGGCCGACGCGUAGCUCGCCGCUUGCCAAUCAACCAAUCAGCGGGGAUGACGCUUCAGAUGAGGAAGAGGAGGUUAAGAGAGAGGAAGACGAUGACGAUGACGAGCGCGAGACGUCUCCAGCCAAGAAGGCUCGCUCGGCCUCUCCUGCGGUCUCCACUGUCUCUAGGAGUAGUCCAGCACAGCAGCCUACUACCAGGCCUAAAACUCCGCCGCUACUAUUCGGUCUAGGUGGCCCAGUGAAGCCACCCACCCCAUCACCUUUCUCGCUUACCCCUUCACUGUUUGGCGCAAAGCCGUCAACGCCUCCCGCCGAGACACCUGCGGAGCCCUCGAAGCCAUCGCCUCCGGGACCCUCCCUCAAGGGUCCUGGCACUCCUGGAACGCCAUCGAUAUUCAAUGCCCCGCCAGUGUUCUCCCCGCCUGCCACUACACAGGGAGGCUUCUUCGGACAGAAAUCGUUUGAUCUGAAGCCUGCCGCCGGACCCCCUGGUGGCACGUUGUUUGGGUCGAAGCUCGCCCCUCCUACCGCUCCACAGUCCACGGCAUCCCCGUUCAGCUCACCGGGUUUCUUCUCCACGCCGAUCCUCCCGUCACCAAUGCAGUCUCCAUCUCCUGCCGCUACCUCAGCUGCCGCCCCGGCUGCCGUACCCCCAUCUGCACCCCUUUUUGGAGGUAGUGCGUUCGGUGCCCCUACGCAGGCUGCGAAGCCGUCUCCAUUUGGUGGAUUUGCCAAACCUGCCACCCUUCCUGCUACAGCGACUGCUCCUGUACUUCCUGCUGUGCCCAUUCAGCCUCCACCGCCAUCCCAGGCGGCUGUCGCGCAAGGUAUGCAGACGGAGUGUCUGUAUCUGUUCUCCAGUUUGGCAAAAGAGCUCGAAGACCUCAAAGCGUUGGCCACCCGGGCGAGUGCACGCGCUACGCAAUUGAACAAGCCCGGCAGCGGAAACAAGACGGCUCAGGAUCUUUUGGACCCCACCAAGUGGAUCCUGGGCGACCUCUCGCAGUUCAAGGAGAUCAUGAAGGAGGUCGAGCGGGAGGUGGCGAAGUGGGAGAAGGAAAAAGCCACGGUGAUUUCCGCUAUGCGCGAGCUCGAGAGCGACAUGCUCAAAGCGACCACACGUAAGGAAGAGAUCGCGCGUUUCCACAGAGCGUCCCAGGACACGGAAUUCGCGCGCAUGCUGAAGGCGCGCACACUGAGUCCUGAGCACCUUGAGACGCAGGCCCAAUUGCGAAGGGAAAUCCGAACGAUGCGCGGGAGGAUACAACAGCUAGAGGACCAUAUCCAGGCCUCCAAGAAGAAGCUGAACAGCGUGAAGAAUGGGAAGCCGACUCUCAAACCGCCGUCGCUGGACACGAUCAACCGCACGUACCGCAACAUCGACAUCGCUAUCGAACAGGAGGAAGAGGGUGUCUCGUCUCUCGCCGAACGCGUUGCCCAGCUCAACCUCUCCUCGCAAGCUCGCGGCAAGCUCUCUUUCGCCACCUCAUCGCGCGACAAACGCCUGCCCGACCGCACGGACCGCAUCGGACGCGAAGUGACACCCAAUAUCGCCGCCUCGACUGCCGCAGCACUCAAUGCCGAGCGUAGUGCACAGAAGCUGAAGCGUGCGCUCCUCAAGGCUCGGAAGGAGCCGCUGCUCAACACCAAGGCCGUCGACGCUCUACCGCCUGCGCGCGAAAUACGCUCCUCCCGCAAGCCUCUGCUCUCCCCGGAAUCCGGGCUCGGCGUGGGCGCUGCGUUCGCAGCGGGGAUGAACGGCUUCCUUCCUGGCACGCCCGGAACGCCUACUCCCGCCGCCCCGGCAUGGACUGCUCCGCCUCCAGGCAGCUUCGGCAUGUCGCCUGCGUGGUCUCCGUCGCCGCCGUUCGUCUCGGAGCAGAGCCCGCCCUCCUCUGGGCGGUCGGGCGCGAUGCGUCCCCCGAAGGACCGGGGCCACGGGCGGUCUGCGCAGCCGUCACAACCCACAGGGUUCGUCAAGCCUCCGUCGCUGCCGCCUCCCGCGGGGUUCAGCUGGGGCCCGCUGCCGAAGUUCGAAUCGGCCCAGCAGACGAUCCCGGGGUUUAGCUCGUUCAGCAAUAUCAAGGCGGAAGCCACGCCAGCGGUGAAGGUGAAGGAGGAGGAAAAGGACUUGGGGUCAUCUUGGAUUGCGGAUGGCUUCGGGGCGUUGAAGAAAUGA
Messenger RNA from Trametes versicolor FP-101664 SS1, 6408 nucleotides. RefSeq lists its product as uncharacterized. The transcript has 9 exons. Gene Ontology annotation, molecular function: protein binding. The coding region runs from base 1 to 6408 and encodes 2135 amino acids. NCBI's taxonomy places the organism in Eukaryota, Fungi, Basidiomycota, Agaricomycetes, Polyporales, Polyporaceae. The record is from RefSeq and is a predicted model, not a curated record.